Procambarus clarkii (red swamp crayfish) is the source of this 6526-nucleotide messenger RNA. It is a transcript of the gene Ogdh, whose product is annotated as oxoglutarate dehydrogenase Nc73EF. The record is from RefSeq and is a predicted model, not a curated record. Gene Ontology annotation, cellular component: oxoglutarate dehydrogenase complex; mitochondrion. Lineage: Eukaryota; Metazoa; Arthropoda; Malacostraca; Decapoda; Cambaridae. Gene Ontology annotation, biological process: tricarboxylic acid cycle. Gene Ontology annotation, molecular function: thiamine pyrophosphate binding; oxoglutarate dehydrogenase (succinyl-transferring) activity.
UUCCUCAACCGUCAUCCACUUCCUUAUUAACCACUUCUCACCUGCGUGCCUUGGUAACCACGCGUUAUAGCUCGAGUGGAUAAAACCCAGUAGUGUAAUAGCGGAAAAAGAGAAACUGGGAGGAGUAACCAGCUGACGGUUGUCAACACGCACCCGUAAAUACACCUUUGGCAGCAUAACCCAGAACCCUCAUCACAAUGAAUAGGGCACGUGUAUUGUCACAUUUAUUGUCACGGGUACCACCAGGGUCUUCUGUAACAACAGUACAAGCUUGGCUUAUAGGUGGUGUACGAGGAAAAGCUUCAGCUCCACCCCCUCCGACAGCACUUGCUGCAGAACCUUUCCUAAAUGGCUCUUCUUCAAAUUAUGUAGAAGAAAUGUACACUGCUUGGCUUCAUGAUCCUAAAAGUGUACAUCAGUCGUGGGAUACAUUUUUCCGAAAUGCAUCUGCCGGUGCAAGUCCAGGAGAAGCAUACACAGCACCACCUUCACUAGCCGAUCCCUCACCGCAUCAUGUAUCCCUCGCAUCCAUAGCUCCAGCCAUGACGCCUGCACUUAGUGGUACACCGGUCACAGAUAAUAUUAUUGAUGACCACUUAGCAGUGCAAGGCAUUAUCAGAGCCUACCAGGCACGUGGUCAUUUGAUUGCUGCGUUGGAUCCUCUUGGCAUUGAUCGGGAAGCAUUAGCAGAACGGCCUCCAUCUACGUUGCCCAGCAGAGUUGUAGUGCGGAACUAUUAUGAGUCACUUGAUGAGUCUGAUAUGGACCGAUCAUUUAAGUUGCCCAUGUCAACUUUUGUUGGAGGGAGUGAGAAGACUCUUCCCUUGAAGGAGAUCAUCAAACGUCUAGAGGAUGCCUAUUGUCGCUCGAUAGGCGUUGAAUUCAUGUUCAUCAACUCCUUGGAACAGUGUAACUGGAUUCGUCAGAAGUUUGAAACUCCAGGAAUCAUGGCAAUGAAUCAACAAGAUAAGAGACUUCUGUUAGCAAGAUUAUCCAGAUCUCACGGGUUUGAAGGCUUUUUGGCUCGGAAGUUCUCAUCAGAAAAACGUUUUGGUCUUGAAGGCUGUGAAAUUUUGAUUCCUGCCAUGAAACAGGUGAUAGAUCGAUCAACUUCUCUGGGAGUUGAAAGUUUUGUGAUGGGUAUGCCACAUCGAGGACGAUUAAAUGUUCUGUCUAAUGUUUGUCGCAAGCCUCUUGAACACAUAUUCACCCAGUUUGCUGGUUUAGACACUGGUGAUGAGGGUUCUGGGGAUGUUAAAUAUCACUUGGGCACAUAUCAAGAGCGUUUGAAUCGUGUAACAAACAAGAACAUUCGGUUGGCCAUUGUUGCUAACCCAUCUCACCUGGAAGCUGUAAAUCCAGUUGUUCAAGGGAAGACGCGUGCUGAACAGUUCUACCAUGGUGACUCGGAAGGCAACAAGGUGCUGUCAAUUUUGCUCCACGGCGAUGCUGCAUUUUCGGGUCAGGGUAUUGUGUACGAGACUUUCCACUUGUCUGAAUUGCCGGAGUACACAACACACGGCACAAUCCACAUUGUUGUCAACAAUCAAAUUGGCUUCACCACUGACCCUCGAAUGUCUCGAUCCUCUCCAUAUUGCACAGAUGUUGCCCGUGUUGUGAAUGCUCCCAUUUUCCAUGUCAACGCUGAUGAUCCAGAGGCUGUUAUGCAUGUUUGUAAUGUGGCUUCAGACUGGCGUCACACUUUCCACAAGGAUGUUGUUAUUGAUUUGGUCUGCUACCGACGCAAUGGCCACAACGAGAUUGACGAGCCAAUGUUUACGCAGCCCCUGAUGUACAACAGAAUUAGAAAGCUUAAGCCAGUCCUUGAACUGUAUGCAGACAAACUUAUUAAAGAAGGUGUUGUAUCUGCAGAAGAAGUUAAGGAAGUUAAGGAUAAAUAUGAAAAGAUUCUUGAAGAGGCCUUCACAGCAGCAAAGGCAGAGACACGUGUCUUCAACAAGCACUGGAUUGACUCUCCAUGGUCAGGUUUCUUUGAGGGAAAAGAUCCACUGAAAGCCACUCCAACUGGUAUUCAUGAGGACACUAUUACUCAUAUUUGCAAACGGUUUUCAAGUGUACCACCAAAUGCCAGCGAUUUUGUAAUUCAUAGAGGUCUACAGCGCAUCUUAAGCAGUCGCAUGGAAAUGGUUCAGGCACGCACCGUGGACUGGGCAAUGGGUGAAGCCGUUGCAUUUGGAUCUCUACUAAAAGAUGGUGUCCAUGUGCGACUUUCUGGUCAGGAUGUAGAAAGAGGAACGUUCUCCCAUCGUCACCACAUUCUUCAUCAUCAAAAGAUGACAAAUGAUACUCCAGUUGACAAAUCAUAUUACAACGCUCUAGCAAAUAUGUACCCUGAUCAAGCCCCAUACACUGUUUGUAAUUCAUCACUGUCCGAGUAUGCAGUGUUGGGCUUUGAGCUGGGAUUCUCGAUGACCAAUCCUAAUGCCUUGGUGAUUUGGGAGGCUCAGUUUGGGGACUUCAACAACACUGCACAGUGCAUCAUUGACCAAUUUAUGGCCUCUGGACAAUCCAAAUGGAUUAGACAAACUGGUCUGGUCCUACAGCUACCUCAUGGCAUGGAAGGCAUGGGUCCUGAGCACUCGAGUGGCCGCAUUGAACGGUUCCUGCAGAUGACUUCUGAUGAUCCUGAUGUUCUUCCUGCCUUCUCAUCUGACUUUGCAAUUAGACAGUUGUCUGACAUUAACUGGAUAGUCGCCAACUGCUCUACUCCUGCCAACCUGUUCCACAUCCUUCGACGACAGAUUGCUCUUCCUUUCCGAAAGCCACUGAUUAUCAUGACCCCCAAAUCUCUUCUUAGACACCCAGAAGCCAGAUCUUCCUUCGAUGAAAUGGUGGAAGGAACUGAAUUCCAAAGAAUAAUCCCAGAGAAGGGCCCAGCAGCAAAGAAUGUAGCAGGUGUGAAACGACUAAUUUUCUGCUCUGGCAAAGUCUACUAUGACCUGAUUGCUGCUCGCAGGGAAGCUGGUAUUGAGGAUUCCAUUGCCAUUACUAGAGUGGAACAGAUUGCCCCAUUCCCAUAUGACUUGAUAAAGCAAGAAUGUGACAAGUAUCCAGAUGCUGAAUUGGUCUGGUCGCAGGAGGAGCACAAGAACAUGGGUCCCUGGUCUUACAUUCAACCACGCAUUGCUACUGCACUCAAUCAUGAGAGACAUAUUGCCAAAUGUGACAAGGUCGAGAAUGAUUCUAAGGACCACGAGUCUCAGUCUUGGUAUGAGUAUUGGUUUUGGCCAUUCUCAUCCUCAAGCCCAACAGACGUCCCCAUCCCACCUAAAAGAGAUACUCCAGUAGCCUCUGAGACCAGAGUGUUGAGGUAUGCAGGGCGUCCUGUCUCUGCAUCACCCGCUACUGGCAACAAGAAGACCCAUACACGCGAGGUAAAGCAGCUCUUGGAAGAUUCUCUCGCUCUCUGAAUUACCUGUAGCACUUACCUCGUCAAGUUAACAGUUCGGAAAUCUACAGUAAAACCUCUUUAAUUCACCGAAGUUAUUGCUAACGGUUUUAAAAAUAAUUGAUCUUUUUAAGUUUUUCUUUGCACCUUUUAACCUUUUUAAACAAAUUAUUGCUCAAAAACUUGAUCUUUACAUGGUGUGCAGCAGUUUAUAUUAAAUUGUUUAAUUAAAAGUCCGUCAUGUAAACAAGUCCUGCAAAAUAAAUGAUCUGCUCUAUAAGAAAAUCUUUUGAUAUUGUAUAUUCAGUAUUCAGUACAGUAUAUAUAUUGACAGUUAAAAAAAAGCUAUGCUUUCUAUAAUUUUCAAUAUACUAAAAUAAAAAGGUUCUACUGUAUUGGACAACUGUUAGUGGUAUACUUUCAAGUGUUAUGAUUAUGAAAAGACUGCAAAAUGACAUUGAAUUACAGUAUUUAUUAAUCAACUGUCACCUGGCAAGAAUUUAUUAGUUUUUAAUUUUUAGCUACAGUAUAGUAUUUUUCUAAAUUAAGAGAUGUGCAUCCCUCAAAAUAGGAUUGUGGAGGACUAAUUUGGCAGUAGGUAAGGGAUCCAGUUUUUACAGACAAUCUUGGUAAAUAACAUGGCACCACAAAGAAGAUACUACUUCACCAGGUGAAGAUUAAGUUAGUUUUUAUAUGGUUUGCAAAGACAUGAAACUUAUUCAGAAUUAAAUUUGCUGUAGGAAUGCAUUUUUAUGACUUAAACAUUUUGUAGAUAUAUAUAUAUAUAUAUAUAAUUUUUUUUUUUUAGUAUAUUAAAUGUGAUACCCUGUGCAGUAGUGUAAAUAUUUGAGUUAGAAAAUGUAACCUUGUCUCAUUCUUUGUCAAUACAAGUGGCAAAGUUAUAAUUCUUCUUUAAUUGGUAUUUCUUCACAUUGGGAAUGUACUAAUGACAUUGGAGGAUGUAGAUAUGCUUAUUACUUAUGAGAAGCCUGACAAUAGAUAUUGUUAGCCCCCCCUCCCCCCCUCCCCCCCUAGGUUUGUAGUGCGCCUUUGUUGGGUGGUAUCUUGGAGUGGUGUAAGGCUCUGGAUGAGUGAUUAGUGCACAGUGCCACAUGUAUCUUGAACAACUCUCAGGCUCAGGUAUAACCUAAAAUGGCAAGUUAUUCUCUAGCGCACUUACAUUUUAUGCCAGUCUCUCCCCAAAGGCUGUGUGUGUGUGUGUGUGUGUGUAUAUAUUUAUAUAUAUACAUGCAUAUAUAUUUGUACAUAUAGUUAUACUCAUGGUUAUUACAAUAAUUAUGAAUCUGUGACUAUCUCAAAGAAGGUGUCAUCACUGCUCCAUUGCUCCAUAUUAAUUAAGGUUGUUUGCUGUGGUUGGGAUACUGAUACAUGUAUGGCAGUCCAGACCGAGGAUGUGUAAUUUGAAUUCUGUUAUUUAUUGAAAAUAAAUGUUAAUAUUUGCUCCUAUGUCAAUAAUCAAUAUAUGUAAAUGUUACUUUUUGUUUUGAAAGUGCAGUAAUUUGAUGCACCUUAGCCGUUAGGUUUGUUCCAUGUACUUUAAGAGAUGUACAGUACUUUACAUAUUUAUUUUCUUUCUAAGCUAUUGCUUUGACACUAAGCAAUUGAGAAAACUGGUUUAUGAAUGGUGCUUUAAUGCUUUCUGAUGAGGAAAUUUUAAAUGGUUAUAAAACUAGAUAAGCUUAAGUGUCCCAUCACCUGAUUAUUUUGUACCUUUGUCAGGUUGGUUGAGACAUGGAACAAAAGUGAUCCUGUAUUCUCGGUUUUAUUCUGGAUUUUAAGUUUUUAAAGGAAGGGAAUCUGCCACUCUAUUUCUUAUUUCAUGAUCUGUUAGCUGCCCACAUUUGCUGCAGUAGCUUUCAUAAUGCUCAGCUGUGACUCAUAAGACUACCUAAUGUUGACUUAAUCAAUGCUCGAGUAGCCUAUGGCAAAACUUCUCGUUGUUCAUUACCAAUUAGAAAGGUGGUACCGUUUUUUGCAUGAAUAUCAUAAGAGGUUUUGUUGAACAAAUUUUUUUAUUGUAAAUUUCUAGAUAAGCUUGUUGCUUUGCUUGCUGAUUGAAAUAGCAUAGUAUUGAUCUUGGAUGAAAUUCUUGCUAUUUAUAUUUUGAAACUUUUGAGCAUGUUAGAUUAGUAGUAGUAGUGUGCUUAGUAGUAUUGAAGUAGUAGUAACAAAGUCAACAUAACUCACCUUUGUUAUUAGGUACAUAUUAUUUAAAUGAGUAACUAUUUUCAAAUAAACAAACACUGGGUUGUCAGGUGGACUAGUCAAAGAAGAAAUUAUCAUAAAUGUGGAAAUUUCCAAUUAUUGAUAAUGAAAUGGCAAAACAAGAAUGUCAAUUGUAAGGCUGUUUUGUAUUGUCACAAAAGCUAAUGCUUAGUAUAAAGUAUUCUAAUACAGUUUUUACAUCCUUUAAAAAUGUAAUCUAAACUCAAGGGACAGCAGUUUGAGAGGUGUAACUUCUCGGUCUCUUCUCUCAGCCUUGACCCCAUUACUCAACUCAUUGUAACUAAUGUUUUUAUAAGUUUUUAGUUUUACAUCAGUUUUUACAUCUGUGAAUUUUCUAUUUCUUUUAAAAUAAUCUUAGCCCAAGUCAUGGCUACUGAUUUAAAUUUUAACUAUUUUUGUAUUGGCCAGGAACUGUUUGAACAAUAAAUACAAUGGGUUUGACAAAUACCAUAAUUAUUUUUUAUAAAAUUACUUAAAAUGUUAUGGGAAGAGUAGAAGUUAUUAAAAAAAAAUUUGGUACUGUUGGUAGAACAUAGCGUAGCUUUGCUUUUUUAAUUGGUUUCUACUAAUUUCAUGUUUUGAGCACCAAGUGCCUGCUCACACUAGUGAGCGAGUAAAAAUGCAUUGCACAGUUUCUUUUAGUGCUUCUUGUUGCUGCUUUGCUUGCUGAGGGAAGCAGGAGUUUGUGACUCGGCUCUGUUCUUGGAGAAGGCAACUGCUACGUACUAUGCAUAAUAUCCUCGGUAUAUACUUUUUCACAAGUAGUGAAACCUUGCUUGAGAAAUAAGUGUGGAAGAGUGUAAAUAAGGAUUUUAUUUUUCAAGCACAGCUGUACAUGGAUCAAGUAAGAAAAUAUAUAAAGUAUGACUA